Molecule: messenger RNA, 1630 nt
Organism: Oldenlandia corymbosa var. corymbosa
Lineage: Eukaryota; Viridiplantae; Streptophyta; Magnoliopsida; Gentianales; Rubiaceae
Source: the annotation of a GenBank genome assembly
AUCACACACUCGAAGAAUUCACGUUCUAAAUUAGACUCACAUCUUCCUGCUUGGCUUCUUAAUUUGCAAAUCAGCCAUCCAUCAAAACCAUCAAUUUCAACCAAUCCCCCCAUUAUAGCAACAUUGACUUGUAGUACUACUAGUACCAGCUCUAGCACUAGUAUUUAAAGCCUGUUCACGGGAAUCACACCAAAGGGAAAAAGGGAAAGAAACAAAACCAAAAGAAAGGAGUAGUUCCGGGUUUGGAUUUUUUUUUUGAAAAAAAUGGCGGAGAUUGAGAUUGAGAAUGUGAAGAAGAAGAAAAGUGGCCAGGUGAUGGACGGUUCAGAUAUAAUGGAGUUGGUUGGGAACAAGCAGGUUUUUAGUAAUUUCGUGAAUCAUAAGUUCCAUGAAUUGGAUAAGGAUUGCGAUGGCAAGCUUUCUGUGAAGGAGUUGCAACCUGCUGUUGCUGAUAUCGGUGCUGCUCUUGGUUUGCCUGCUCAGGGCUCUUCCCCUGAAUCUGAUCACAUUUACUCUGAGGUUCUUGAGGAGUUCACCCACGGAAAGCAGGGAAAAGUGACUAAGGAAGAAUUUCAAGAGGUUCUUUCAGACAUUUUGCUAGGCAUGGCAGCUGGUUUGAAACGAGAUCCAAUCGUAAUUCUUCGAAUUGAUGGUGAUGAUCUGCAUGAAUUUCUUACAAGCCCGGGCUUCGAACCAGAAGUGCUUUCCAUUUUCUCUGAGAUUGAAGAACCUAAUGGAGUCCUCCAAAAUUACAUCAUCGAAGUGUUAGGGAAACUCACAGUUGACAAAGGAGUUCCUCCAGCAUCAGAUCCUUGGGUUAAAAGCAACAUCAUCGAACCAGCAAUUCAGUCCUGUGUCAGUGCUGUGGAGCAACCAGUUUCGCAAGAGAUGUUUCUUCAAGUAUUUAGAAAUGUUGCAGAGAAUGUGGCGAAUCGUCUUAAAGAGCAACCUGUGAUCGUUGCACAUACUGAGAACACGUUUGACGGGAGUGGAAUUAGGAGGUUGUUAUCCAACAAAUUUGAGCUGGAUAAGACUCUGGAGGCUGCUUUGAAAAAUGUUCCCAAAGAUCGACAUGGAAAAAUGUCAAAGGACUACCUGCGUAUAGCCCUGGAUGUUUUGGCUCCAUCUUCUGGCCUACCCCCUAUUGGUGCUGUGGAUGAGAUGGACAAAAUCAUAAAUGAUGCACUGAAAAUGCUGAAUGCAGAUGAUGGGAAAUUGGUUAAGGAGGAAGAGUUCAAGAAGCUAUUGACUGAGUUACUGGGAAGUGUCAUGCUGCAGCUGGAAGGCAAUCCUAUAUCUGUUUCGACGAAUACUGUGGUGCAUGAGCCACUUGCAUCUGCUUCCACACUUCUGGAACCUGAUUCCUAAUUGCCUUUCCAUAGAAGAAAAUCUUACACACGUUCUGCAAUAUUAGAUAUCAGAAUGGAUAGGAAAAUAGCAAGUCUUGAUGAACUAAACAAAGAGCUGCUUGCAGGGAUUUAUUUGACAUGCAGUUCCAUUGUCCUGUUAUAAGAAAGAAAAACACAGUCUAGUAACCUACUUUUUCUGUGCUAAUAGAUUUGUUUUAUCAUACAUGUUGUGCAUCAUUUCCCUUCUUACUGCAAGCAAUCAACCCCUUGAUGAUCUCUAG